Molecule: messenger RNA, 9780 nt
Organism: Syngnathus acus (greater pipefish)
Lineage: Eukaryota; Metazoa; Chordata; Actinopteri; Syngnathiformes; Syngnathidae
Gene: kat6a
Product: K(lysine) acetyltransferase 6A
Exons: 17
Coding region: 826-7647 (2273 amino acids)
Biological process (GO): regulation of DNA-templated transcription; nucleosome assembly
Cellular component (GO): MOZ/MORF histone acetyltransferase complex; nucleosome
Molecular function (GO): histone acetyltransferase activity; DNA binding
Source: RefSeq, a predicted model, not a curated record
UCAGUGUUACCCCUCCCCCACCGCCGUGCUCCGUUUCACUCAAAGAUGGCGUCGGCUCGAGAGCCUCUGGUCUCUGGCUGCAUUUUCAGGCUUGUUGUUGUCUCCGUUUUGCGCGGUUUUGGAACCCUUCCCCCGGCGGAUCGACACGGAAUUCCGGGUGGUGCUGCCGAAGUGCAAUAGACAUGAGGGUGAUCAGCCCCAUCUACUCCGUCCUGGUGUUGAGAAGCCCAGACUGCUGGAGUUGAAAAACAGUGAAAGGAAAAAAGGAUAAGAGGGGGCAAGAUAUUGUGGAGGCAAGGGAAUUUAAAGAACUACAAUACAUCACAAAUACCCACACAGACGUUUGUCAAUCUAACAUGAAAACUCAUGUCUUGGGGAACAUGGCCAUUUUUUCUAACUCACAAUGACAGUUUGGUUACCUUACCAGUGACUGUAAACUAACUGGUUAGUUGCGAUUACAGCCUUAUUAUAUUGUUCUUUUUUUUGUUUGUUUGUUACAUUUUGUUGAAGAAAACUUUUCCUACAUUAAUACCAGCCUCUGCCCAGUGAUACAAGUGGGUGGGCCUGAUUUUACUGGGUGGUUGGUUUUGGGGCUUGUGCUAUGGUCAGCUGCUUACUACCGCGUUGUGCAUACGCGACUUCAGCGGGAGUCUCUGUGCGGCCCCAGGACAAGGGAUAGUAAACUGCGGAGAAAAAAGCACAAGAAGCAAAGGAGUGGGCGGCGCUUCGGCGCAGGCCAGGUGUCUUUGGCUCGUAGUUCACAUUUUUUUUGUUUGGUGAUUGUUGGAAGGCCCCAGGGCCACCGCGCCCUGAGAGACUGCAGUCAUGGUGAAACUGGCCAACCCCACAUACACCCAGUGCAUCCUAGAAGCCAUCAAGAAGGUCAAGAAACAGAAGCAGCGACCGUCUGAGGAGCGCAUUUGCAAUGCUGUCUCUAUGUCCCAUGGUCUGGACCGCAAGACUAUUCUGGAACAGUUAGAACUGAGCGUCAAAGAUGGGACCAUCCUUAAGGUUACCAACAAAGGUCUCAACUCUUACAAGGAUCCUGAGAACCCUGGACGUGUGGCUCUUCCAAAGUCCAAAGGGAGUGGCAGCUCUGGAGGAGGAGGUGGCAGCGGAGGUGGCAGCGGAGGUGGCAGCGGAGGUGGCAGCGGCGGUGGCAGCGGCGGUGGCAGCGGAGGUGGCAGCGGAGGUCCAAGCUUCCAAAGCCAUUUGGGAAAGAGACCUGGACUUGACUGGAACAAGUUGAUCAAGCGGGCACUGGAGGGCCUCCACGAACCAGGUGGCUCCUGCUUGAAAAACAUUGAGCGCUUUCUCAAGUGUCAGGCUGAUGUGGCAGCCUACCUGUCAGGCAGCGGCUCCAUGGGGCCUGGCAUCUUCCACCAGCAGCUAAGGGUGGCCCUCAAAAGGGCGGUGGCCCAUGGACGUGUGGCAAAGCAGGGUCCACUCUUUCAGUUCAUCAGCCGCAGCAGCUCCCACAAUGACGGCACUGGCAUGGUAUCCCUGGAAUCACUUCCCCCUGUCCGCCUGCUGCCUCAUGAGAAGGACAAGCCGGUGGCAGAGCCCAUCCCCAUCUGCAGCUUCUGUUUGGGGACCAAGGAGCAGAAUCGCGAUAAGAAACCUGAAGAGCUCAUCUCCUGUGCGGACUGUGGCAAUAGUGGCCACCCGUCCUGUCUCAAGUUCUCCCCAGAGCUCACGGUGAGAGUUAAGGCACUGUGGUGGCAGUGCAUUGAAUGCAAAACCUGCAGCAGCUGUCAGGAUCAAGGAAAGAAUGCGGACAAUAUGUUAUUUUGUGAUUCAUGUGACCGGGGCUUCCACAUGGAGUGUUGUGAUCCUCCCCUCACGCGGAUGCCAAAAGACUCAGGCAUGUGGAUUUGUCAAAUCUGCCAACCGAGGAAAAAGGGAAAGAAUCUUUUACAUGAAAAGGCAGCACAAAUUAAACGGCGCUAUAAUGCACCACUUGGACGACCCAGGAACAGGCCGGGGCGGCCCUUCAAAAAACUAGGUGGUCGCGCUCGGCGGAAGCGCUCGGCCUCGGCCAAUUCCUCCUCCAGCUCGUCUUGCGAAGGUUACCCUGGUGAUGACCGAUUACUUUUCUCGAUGCGGGAUGGUGACGACCUGACACAAAGCAGCCUUCGCUUCAACAACAAGACCAAGGGAUUAAUCGAUGCGCUCACAAAAUUUUUUACACCGUCGCCUGAGGGUCGCAAGGCACGCCAGGAAGUGGUCGACUACUCGGACCAGUGUCGCAUCAGAAAGAAAGCCAAUCGCAGCAAGGGAGAUGGAGACGACAGGGCGGACAAUCAAGAAGGCAGCGACUGGCGCGAUGAAGACGACAGAUUUCCUGGCCAUGAAAAUCUAACAGAAAAAGACAUUGAGCUGUUCAGACACAUCCAGGAGCUUGCGUUACAGAAAGUUGGGGUUACAGGCCCACCAGAUCCUCAGAUGCGAUGUCCAUCAGUCAUUGAAUUUGGAAAGUUUGACAUCCAAACAUGGUAUUCUUCUCCCUACCCGCAAGAGUACAGCAGACUACCCAAACUGUACUUGUGCGAAUUCUGCCUGCGCUACAUGAAGAGCCGUAGCAUCCUCUACCAGCACAUGAAGAAAUGCAACUGGUUCCAUCCUCCAGCUAAUGAGAUUUACAGGAAAGACGACGUCUCUGUGUUUGAGGUCGAUGGAAAUGUGAGCACAAUCUACUGCCAGAACCUGUGCCUGCUGGCCAAGCUUUUCCUCGACCAUAAGACCCUCUAUUACGAUGUGGAGCCCUUUCUUUUCUAUGUCCUCACGCAGAAUGACAACAAAGGUUGCCACCUUGUUGGCUACUUUUCUAAGGAGAAACACUGCCAACAGAAAUACAACGUAUCAUGCAUCAUGAUUCUUCCACAGUACCAGCGAAAGGGCUAUGGGCGCUUUCUCAUUGAUUUCAGCUACUUGCUAUCUAAACGCGAGGGCCAGCCUGGAUCACCAGAGAAGCCUCUCUCAGACCUCGGUCGGCUAUCCUACAUGGCCUAUUGGCGCAGCGAGGUCCUUGAGUGCCUCCAUAGAGUCCGUGACCGGCAGAUCACAAUAAGACAGCUCAGCAAACUGACUGGGAUUUGCCCGCAGGAUAUCACAACAACCCUGCAUAGCCUCAAUAUGCUUGAGCAACGAGGAGACAGGACUGUCCUGGUGCGACGAGAGAAGCUCAUAAAUAACCACAUAGCUCGUCUCAAGACCCGACCACGGCAGCUGGAGGUUGACCCAGAGUGUCUCCGCUGGACACCUGUCAUUGUAACUAAUACCGUGGUUUCUGAUGCUGAUGAGGAUGAAGAUGAAGAGGACGAUCAAGAACCAACAGUGGAUCACCGUAAGGAGAUCAAAUCAAGUCACAAGCUACCAUCAAUGUCUUGGCACAUGCGUCAAGCAAAGAAGAGGGAAGAUGAAGAGGAGGAAGAAGAGAGAAAGGGCUUCCUCGGGUUUCCUGUCAGCCAAAGUUCUCCAACAUCACCUCCAAUUCGUUGUCCACCUGCCCCACUGCCAGCACGUCCACCACUGCCAGCAAACGGCGAACGUAGACCCCGUGGUCGCCCACCCAAAAACUGGCCUUGGGGUAAAGCAGUUAAGGAUCGGCAGCGAGUUGGCCGGCCACCUAAAGUCCACGCAAUGGAGGAAGAGGGCGAGGAGGAUGAAAGGACAGAUGAAGGAAAAAUUGGCUCGACAGCUAUCCCUGUCUCCCUAUUCUCACUAGAGAGAAAAAUCGAGUCAGCAAGCUUUCGCACAAUAGACAUGGCCCGGCACCCCACCAUAACGCCGAUCCGAAGAGGACGCCCUCCGAGGAAAAAGAGAGGACCCAAACCGAGACAGAUGGAGGAGCCGAGUGAGGGGCUGGCACAGUUUCCUGGUGUUUCCAGGCCGUGUGAGUCUCCUUCCAUCAGGAAGAGUGGCUUCAGUGAUAGUAGCGAAGAAGAAGAAGAGGAUGACGACGACGAUGAGGAAAGCAGGACAUGCUCUCCUCCCAUACUCACAAAGCCAGCUAUGGGGCUCAAAUGCAAGAAGCCAUUGAGAAAGCGACGUUUUCGCCAGCGCAGCCACCCACACAGCAGCGUGGUGACAGAGACCAUUUCUGAGACCACAGAGGUUUUGGACGAACCAUUUGUCGACUCUGACUCCGAGAGGCCCAUGCCUAGGCUGGAGGAGGAGACAACCUUGGGCCACCCCUUGCGCCGCUAUCCUCCCGCUCGCUCUGCUCUUAGGUUGUCAGACCCUGUUCCCAAAAGGGGUCGACAUUGCAACCUCUCUGAUUCAGAGGAAGAUGAGCUAACUGCUAUGCUGAAUCCUAUGGCUGCAUUGCCAUCACGUCCUUUGGCAAAUCAAGCUGCCAAUCCUGAGGUGCCAGUCAAGAAGAAGAAAGGCUGGCCGAAGGGAAAGAGCCGUAAACCACUGCACUGGAAGAAACGAGGACCUGGAAGACCACCUGGAAGUGGAGCCAACCAGCGAGCUGCUGCAGAAAGCCAAGCGAGUGGCGCUCCCGCACCUCCCAAAAUCAAGAUGAAACCUGGACGGAAGCCUCGGAGCUGGUAUCUCCAGCGUGCCCAAGAGGAAGCAGAGAGGCAAGAGCAGGAGAGGCAAAGACUGCUGGAGCAACACUUGGACAAAGAUUCUCAUCCACUGUCAAUGGAUCGAACCGGCAAGCGUGUUUCAAGAGCCAUCUUGAAUAAAGAAAAAUACUCAGAUGAAGAUGAAUAUCUCCCUAUUCCUGUGGAACAGAAGGUACCAAAAAGGAGAGGAAGACCACCCAGGAACCCUGCCCUCCGUCAACCGCCCCCACCUGCCCCAAGGCCAUCUCUCAACUCUGAACCAGAGGAUGCAGAAGAGGAAGAUGACGAAGAGGAGGAGGAGGAGGAAGAGGAGGAUGCAGAUAGAACUUGGGAGGAAAACAAAUCUAGCCGCCCACGGCCCCGCCCCAUUUUGUCUGCUUCCUCUGCCUCAUCCAACUUAGGGCAUAGGGCCUCACAUUUCUGUCCUCAGGAUGUUGAUCUUGGCGAAAGAGGAGAAAAUGAUGAGGAAGAUGAAAGGGAAGAUGAGGAAUUUGAGAGCCAGGGCCAUGGUAAUCUUAAUUUGUCAAGGCGAGCAGCAGCCACACCAGGUUUAGGAAGCCGGCGUAGUGAGGAGCACGAUGCGGAUGAUGAAGGUGAUGGACACUUGGAGGACAAAAGCAACAGUAGCAGCAACAUUAGUAAGAAACGAAAAAGUCAGGAGUCUGACGACGAGGACGACGAAGAUGAGGAGGAAGAGCCUGCUUCCCAUGCGAGCUCCCCUCCAGUCAAAGAAGAACCACAAGGCGGAGAGGCUUUUUUAGACAUGGAGAACAGCAUGGCCCGGGAUUAUGUCAGCAAGCAGGAGGAUGAAGAGGAGGAGGAGGAGGAGCCUGAAGAGCAGGUGCAGGAGUCAAAGUGUCAACCCUCCUCCGCUGAUCCACAGCAAGAGGACAGGCGACGUAGAGAGCAGGAGGAAUCUGCUGCAGCCGCCGCAGCUGUGGAAACUGUUACGGCCAUGUCUGUUCCUUCUGAGCCCAUAGAGCUGCAGCCUUUGCAGACAGAGGACAAAGAUGUAGCACUGUUGAUAGAACCCCAACACAGCCACUCCCAUCCUCAUCAGCACUCUGACUUCAAAGAAGAGCUGGGUCACCAUCACUCACAUCAUCCACAUCACCACUCCAAUGAACUCGACUUGGAGACGGUCCAGGCAGUGCAGUCUCUGACACAAGGGGAAGCCCAGGAUGAAGAGACUGAGCCUCACCACGGGGCUUACCAGGACUGUGAAGAGACACUCGCUGCCUGUCGGACACUACAGAGUUACAGCAACACGGGGGAUGCUGAGGAGGAGGCCCUGGCAUUAGUAGAGGACUGUGGGGCCUCCCAACAUAGCAGCCCCUUGCAUAAUCCACCAAUGCCGCCAUUGCCUGGUCAAUCUGUGCGUUCAGUGAACAGUCCGGGCUUGUCCUCGACUAUCAUGGACACAGCAGCGGGAGGACAAAGGGGUGGGACUCCUGGCCCCACUGGAGUGGGAGGUGGAACUGGUGGUGGGUACACACAGAUCACCCCAGAACAUCCCAGUUCUCUGUCUGCACCAUCCCAGCAGAACAUUGAGACGUCACCUAUGAUGGAUGUCCCAUCUGUGUCGGACCACUCGCAGCAGGUGGUCGACAGUGGCUUCAGUGACCUGGGUAGUAUCGAAAGCACUACAGAGAAUUAUGACAACCCCAGCAGCUAUGACUCGACUAUGGGUGGAGGAAGCAACGCAACGGGAAAUGGGGGUAAUGGCAGUGGAAUGUCUGUGGCAGGUGCUUCUUCGGCCUCGUCUGCCGCCUCUUCUUCCAGCUCGGCCACUCCGUCUUCCUCACAGUCCAACAGCUGCUCAUUCGGGCCAACGCCCACUCUAACAUCUUCCACGGGGAAUGGAGGAGCUCAGCACGGAUUAGGAAGCUGUAGCCUCAUCCAGCAAACUGGACCCGGUCCCAACAGUGGUUCCGGAGCCAGUAAUGUUGGCAAUUCUGUCCCCCAACCCCCACCUCCUCCUCAUCCAUCUAACACCCCUGUCUGUGGCAUCAAGUCUCCCCAGAGCUGCGGUGUGAUUGAGAGGCCUCCCAGCACCAAUCAGCAACAGCCGCAGUCAUCCCAAAAGAAGGUUCCGCAGCAGCCUCCUCCUCAGCAGCAGCAGCAAGCGCCCAACUCUCAGCCUCCACCCUCAGCCCCCACUCCUCAACAGCAGCAGCCCCUGUCCCAAUGUAGCAUGGGAAAUGGCUUUGGCUCCACUCCCAUGAUUAUGGAGAUUCCUGAGAGCGGGGGCGGUGGAGGUGGUCGUACCCUGUAUGAGCGUAUGGGUCAGGACUUUGGCACAGGGGGGUACCCGCAACCCUCUGCAACUUUCAGCCUGGCCAAACUCCAGCAGCUUACAAACACCAUUAUGGACCCACACGGCAUGCCCUACUCUCACUCACCUUCCGUCACCUCUUAUGCCACCAGUGUGUCACUCUCUAACCCAGGGCUGGCACCCUCUGCCCAUGCGCCCCUCUCCCAGGGCCAGCCCACAAUGACUCCACCACCUAACCUCAGCUCCGGCUCCAUGAACUUGGGCUCCCUGCAGCUGCAAUGCAACAUGCCCACCACCAACAUCAGUCUGGGUCCCCCGCCCCACACACAGCGACUGCAGGGCCAAAUGCCCACUGUCAAAGGCCAUAUUUCCAUUCGGUCCAAAGCCACUCAGCAACUAGCCCCGGCCCCGCACCAGCAGCAGCUCUAUGGACGCAGCUCUGGGGCCGUGGCCAUGCAAGGCACACCACGCACCUUGGCUGUUCAACGCGGCAUGAUGCCAAACCUCAUGCCAACGCCGGCACCGUACAAUUCCAUGAACAUGACAUCGCUCAAUCCCAUGUCGGCCGGAUACCGAAUGGCCCAACCAAUGAUGAACAGUGGUUACCAUGGUAAUCCUCCUUACAUGAAUCAGCCAGCUCAGUAUCCCAUGCAAAUGCAGAUGGGAAUGAUGGGAGGGCAGGGUUACCCCCAGCAGCCUAUGCAGCCAAAUCACCAUGGCAACAUGAUGUACACAGGCCCCUCCCAUCAUAGCUAUGCUGGUGUCCCAAAACAGUCGCCCUACAUGAGCAGAUGAAGACAUGGGUCCAUGGCUGAUUCUUGCUGUACUUUAAAUGUGCAUCAUGUUCACACUCUACAGUGCCGCGGAAGGCACCAAGAGUGCUGGUGAAUGGAAACCGGGGGUCUCCUGCUUUUCUGUGUAAUCAUUUUGUCCAUUUCUCAUAAGAUAGACAGGGUGUGUACGUGGACCAGGCCAGCCCUAUGCAGACCCUGCAAACUGGCCCAAAUGUCUACUCUCCCUCUUGAUGAGCAAGAGGGGGGAAAAAAGAGGAUGGCGAGGAAGAUACACAGCAAAGGACAUUACAGGAUUCAUUCUGAUCUUACUUUGUUGGAUUGCAAAUGCAAAAGACAGUUAUCUGAUUAUAUUCAACCAUGCACACAAUCUUUUGACAUAGGAAGCCUUACCUUAAAAAAGAGACAUAGUUGGUGGAUUCUUGUUUUUUUAAACAUAAUGUUGAACUUUAUUUUUGUUGUUUUGUUUUGUUUUGGAGUGUCUGUGUGCAGUCUGGCCUCUUAAUAUGCUUCAGUCUUUAUAUUUGUGGCAUUCUGAAUCGGUGGCACGCCCUCUUGGGUCCUUAGAAAGACCCCAACAUCUCCCUGGUCAGCGGGGCCUCCAGUGUUCAAGGUGUUUAUUCAUUUUUCUGUCUUCCUGGAUGGAUGACAUCAUACCAAAAACACUGCAGACACAGAGGAGACAACAUUGUUUUUUCCCCAUCAAUCGUAGCAUUAUGUUCCAGUUUCAACCACUUUGACAAGUUAAGAUGUAAAUAUUGUGGUACCUCCCAUUGUCAAGCAACACAUGCAUAGACGCAUACUGGCUAGCUCUCGCUUAAGAUGGCUAGCACAGGAAUGUACCACCUUCAGCUAUUCUUGUCCACACUCCACUGACAGUCUGUGUGCAAUGUCAACUUUUUAUUUUAGCAUUUAAAGAAUUCAGAACUUACAGCAAGAUUUCCAUUGAGCUGCUUUAAGGAAAUUUGGUUAACAAUUCGCUGACUUCCCCUCAAGUGUUAAAGACCCAAGGAGGUCGAGGUGUCUGCUUAAGAACUGCGUAUUCAGUUAAACUUGUAAUUUUUUUUUUCAUAUAUAUAUAUAUAUAUAUAUAUAUAUAUAUAUAUAUAUAUAUAUAUAUAUAUAUUUUUUUUUUUUUUUUUAAUUUUCUCUCCACUUCUGUUUUCUAGAGAUACUGCGCUAGACAGUUAGCCCUUAUAAAGGGUGUACCUAAAGGCCUGGUGUAGUGCAUGGCUUGGCCCACGCAUAGAGGCACACUCGUAUGAAAGCAGGGUCAGAGCUUUGUUGGUUAUGGCGUUUAAAUGGCGCGGGUGAGACGAACGGUUCACCUUGUUGCUCCAUGUACCAGUAUUCAAAGUCAAAAGAGGCGUUUUCGUUUUCUACAGACCUGACAUUGCAUACUUUUUGUGUCUAUUGUUCUGUUCUGAACUUUGUUUUCUUUCUGAAUUUUAUCAGACUGGGCAGCUUUCUAUUAUGACCUAAGCUGACUCUUUUUGACUAAAAAGAAACUGUGUAGAGAACACAUUUUUUUCUAUAAUAUAAAAAGAAAUUCUGACAUUAAUAUUGGUACUGUCAUUUUUUUCCUCACUUCUGUUUCAGGACAAAAACGCAACAUAUUUUUAGCUCACCUCUUGGGUAAUAAUUACUAAGAAAUUCAAAAUAAUAAAAAAAAAGUUCUCACUUUUAGUGACUAAGAUGCCUUUAACCUUUCCAUUCCAUCUCAUCUCUAGAGUUUUUCUAUCUUUGUGUAGUAUAUUAAUGCUAUUUUAAACAAAAGGACUACAAAUAUCUAAAGGUCACUUGGCAUUUUUUUUUACUUUUGUGUGUAUAGGAUGACUUCCUUACAUUAAAGAGGCAUGUAAAAAUAAGCUCCGUAUAUUUCUGUCUGUUUAUAUCGCUUCCCUUUUUGUAUCCUUUGGAAUUGUACAUGUUUCGUUGUAUGCUAAGAGAGUACAAAAUAAAUAGAGGAGUGUUUGGCUGAGUGCAGAGUGCUGUGCUGUGCUCAGCGGCCUCAACUCUCUUCUCUGUCCCUGUAUGUAUUUCCAUUUAUCCGGUCCCACCCCUUUCUUAGCAAGUACUUUCAAAGAACUCUGUACAUUUUAACAUAAAAUGAAAAUAAAUUAUGUUGAGCCAUUCA